AUGCACUGCUCAGCGAUGGCCCGUGGAGUUGUGAUCCUCCUGUGUGGCUGGGCCCUGGCUUCCUGUCAUGGGUCUAACCUGGAUGUGGAGAAGCCUGUCGUGUUCAGAGAGGAUGCAGCCAGCUUCGGACAGACUGUGGUGCAGUUUGGUAGAUCUCGACUCGUGGUGGGAGCCCCUCUGGAGGUGGUGGCAGUCAACCAAACAGGACAGUUGUAUGACUGUGAGCCUGCCACUGGCAUGUGCCAGCCCAUCUUACUGCACAUUCCCCUAGAGGCAGUGAACAUGUCCCUGGGCCUGUCUCUGGUGGCUGACACCAAUAACUCCCAGUUGCUGGCUUGUGGUCCAACUGCACAGAGAGCUUGUGCAAAGAAUAUGUAUGCAAAAGGUUCCUGCCUCCUUCUGGGCUCCAGCUUGCAGUUCAUCCAGGCAGUCCCUGCUACCAUGCCAGAGUGUCCAAGACAAGAGAUGGACAUUGCUUUCCUGAUUGAUGGCUCCGGCAGCAUUGAUCAAAGUGACUUUACCCAGAUGAAGUACUUCGUCAAAGCUUUGAUGGGCCAGUUGGCGAGCACCAGCACCUUGUUCUCCCUGAUGCAAUACUCAAACAUCUUUAAGACUCAUUUUACCUUCACGGAAUUCAAGAGCAGCCUGAGCCCUCAGAGCCUGGUGGAUGCCAUCGUCCAGCUCCAAGGCCUGACGUACACAGCCUCGGGCAUCCAGAAAGUGGUAGACAGCAACAUGCUCCUUUUUCUACGUAUCUGGUCAGCACUGAAGCCAGGUUGUCACUACAAAACUCACAUGCCAUGGUGGGUCUGGCAGAGGGUAUGGUUCUCCUGGAAAGAGCUAUUUCAUAGCAAGAAUGGGGCCCGAAAAAGUGCCAAGAAGAUACUAAUUGUCAUCACAGAUGGGCAGAAAUUCAGAGACCCCCUGGAGUAUAGACAGGUCAUCCCUGAAGCAGAGAAAGCUGGGAUCAUUCGCUAUGCUAUAGGGGUGGGAGAUGCCUUCCGGGAACCCACUGCCCUACAGGAGCUGAACACCAUUGGCUCAGCUCCCUCGCAGGACCACGUGUUUAAGGUGGGCAACUUUGUGGCACUUCGCAGCAUCCAGGGGCAAAUUCAGGAGAAAAUCUUUGCCAUUGAAGGAACCGAAUCAAGGUCAAGUAGUUCCUUUCAGCACGAGAUGUCACAAGAAGGUUUCAGCUCAGCUCUCUCAAUGGAUGGACCAGUUCUGGGGGCUGUGGGAAGCUUCAGCUGGUCUGGAGGUGCCUUCUUGUACCCCUCAAAUAUGAGACCCACCUUCAUCAGCGUGUCUCAGGAGAACGAGGACAUGAGGGACGCUUACAUGGGUUACUCCACUGCACUGGCCUUUUGGAAGGGGGUCCACAGCCUGAUCCUGGGGGCCCCUCGCCACCAGCACACGGGGAAGGUUGUCAUCUUUACCCAGGAAUCCAGGCACUGGAGGCCCAAGUCUGAAGUCAGAGGGACACAGAUCGGCUCCUACUUUGGUGCAUCUCUCUGCUCUGUGGACAUGGAUAGAGAUGGCAGCACUGACCUGAUCCUGAUCGGAGCCCCCCAUUACUAUGAGCACACCCGAGGGGGGCAGGUGUCAGUGUGCCCCAUGCCCGGUGUGAGGAGCAGGUGGCAUUGUGGAACCACCCUCCAUGGGGAGCAGGGCCAUCCUUGGGGCCGCUUUGGGGCGGCUCUGACAGUGCUAGGGGACGUGAAUGGGGACAGUCUGGCGGAUGUGGCUAUUGGUGCACCCGGAGAGGAGGAGAACAGAGGUGCUGUCUACAUAUUUCAUGGAGCCUCAAGACAGGACAUCGCUCCCUCGCCCAGCCAGCGGGUCACUGGCUCCCAGCUCUCCCUGAGGCUCCGAUAUUUUGGGCAGUCAUUAAGUGGGGGUCAGGACCUUACACAGGAUGGCCUGGUGGACCUGGCCGUGGGAGCCCAGGGGCACGUGCUGCUGCUUAGGAGUCUGCCUUUGCUGAAAGUGGGGAUCUCCAUUAGAUUUGCCCCCUCAGAGGUGGCAAAGACUGUGUACCAGUGCUGGGGAAGGACUCCCACUGUCCUCGAAGCUGGAGAGGCCACCGUCUGUCUCACUGUCCGCAAAGGUUCACCUGACCUGUUAGGUGAUGUCCAAAGCUCUGUCAGGUAUGAUCUGGCGUUGGAUCCGGGCCGUCUGAUUUCUCGUGCCAUUUUUGAUGAGACGAAGAACUGCACUUUGACCCGAAGGAAGACUCUGGGGCUUGGUGAUCACUGCGAAACACUGAAGCUGCUUUUGCCAGACUGUGUGGAGGAUGCAGUGACCCCUAUCAUCCUGCGCCUUAACUUAUCCCUGGCAGGGGACUCUGCUCCAUCCACGAACCUUCGUCCUGCGCUGGCUGUGGGCUCACAAGACCAUGUAACAGCUUCUCUCCCGUUUGAGAAGAACUGUAGGCAGAAGCUCCUGUGUGAGGGGGACCUGGGCGUCAGCUUCAACUUCUCAGGCCUGCAGGUCUUGGUGGUGGGAAGCUCCCCAGAGCUCACUGUGACAGUAACAGUUUGGAAUGAGGGUGAGGACAGCUAUGGAACCUUAAUCAAGUUCUACUACCCAGCAGGGCUAUCUUACCGACGGGUGACAAGAGCCCAGCAACCUCAUCCGUACCCACUGCGCCUGGCAUGUGAGGUUGAGCCCACGGGCCAGGAGAGCCUGAGGAGCAGCAGCUGUAGCAUCAAUCACCCCAUCUUCCGAGAAGGUGCCAAGGCCACCUUCAUGAUCACAUUUGAUGUCUCCUACAAGGCCUUCCUGGGAGACAGGUUGCUUCUGAGGGCCAGCGCAAGCAGUGAGAAUAAUAAGCCUGAAACCAGCAAGACUGCCUUCCAGCUGGAGCUCCCGGUGAAGUACACGGUCUAUACCGUGAUCAGUAGGCAGGAAGAUUCUACCAAGCAUUUCAACUUCUCAUCUUCCCACGGGGAGAGACGGAAAGAGGCCGAACAUCGAUAUCGUGUGAACAACCUGAGUCCAUUGAAGCUGGCCAUCAGUGUUAACUUCUGGGUCCCCAUCCUUCUGAAUGGUGUGGCCGUGUGGGAUGUGACUCUGAGGAGCCCAGCACAGGGUGUCUCCUGUGUGUCACAGAGGGAACCUCCUCAACAUUCCGACUUUCUGACCCAGAUCCAAAGACGUUCUGUGCUGGACUGCGCCAUCGCCGACUGCCUGCACCUCCGCUGUGACAUCCCCUCCUUGGGCAUCCUGGAUGAGCUUGACUUCAUUCUGAAGGGUAACCUCAGCUUCGGCUGGAUCAGUCAGACAUUGCAGAAAAAGGUGUUGCUCCUGAGUGAGGCUGAAAUCACAUUCAACACAUCUGUGUAUUCUCAGAUGCCGGGACAGGAGGCAUUUCUGAGAGCCCAGGUGUCAACGAUGCUAGAAGAAUAUGUGGUCUAUGAGCCCGUCUUCCUCAUGGUGUUCAGCUCAGUGGGAGGUCUGCUGUUACUGGCUCUCAUCACUGUGGCACUGUACAAGCUUGGCUUCUUCAAACGUCAGUACAAAGAGAUGCUGGAUCUACCAUCUGCAGAUCCUGACCCAGCCAGCCAGGCAGAUUCCAACCAUGAGACUCCUCCACAUCUCCCGUCCUAG
Messenger RNA from Mus caroli (Ryukyu mouse), 3609 nucleotides. It is a transcript of the gene Itgad, whose product is annotated as integrin subunit alpha D. Gene Ontology annotation, molecular function: integrin binding. Lineage: Eukaryota; Metazoa; Chordata; Mammalia; Rodentia; Muridae. Gene Ontology annotation, cellular component: external side of plasma membrane; integrin complex. Gene Ontology annotation, biological process: cell adhesion mediated by integrin; cell-matrix adhesion; cell-cell adhesion. The record is from RefSeq and is a predicted model, not a curated record.